UAGAUCGCGUCAAUUGAGAGAUCAUAAUUUCUAAUAAUACAAUAUUAUUUUAUUCCUUUUAUUCGAAACUUAGCUUAGGUAUAUACAAUGGAUAUUGUUCAGCUAUGUCGGUUGUGUGCGAAAGAAAAACUUCGACUAGUGAACAUUGCCGACGUCAAGCAAAACGUAAAGCUGGCGGAUCAAAUUCGGAACAUUUUACACAUCCAGUACGAUGAAAAUGACGGUCUCCCGCAGAAAGUGUGUAAAAUGUGCGUAAGUACUGUACAAAAUAUCCAGGAAACUAUGGAUGAGUAUCGGGAGAAUGAUAAACGCCUUAGGAAGCAGUUUUUUGGUCUCGAAGAAAUGGAGGUGAAAGUGGAAGGGUUAGAUGAUGAUGCUGAUGGUUUGAUGGCGUUCGAUCUCCAAGAAGUGAAAAUCGAGGUACUAGAACAGGAAUAUACGCCACAUUCCGAAGAGUUGGUAGAGUGGCUUGAAGAGGAUGGCGUGGUGGUUGAGAAUUCUGGAUCUGAAAAUGAUAUCGAUGAGAAUUCGGGACGUAAGCUUGAUCAAACAAAACUACAAAAUGAGCCACAUGAUGAAACAUCGGUGAGCGAACCAUCGACCAAAAAGAAACAAGGGCGUGGCCCGAAGGAAGGGACAAUUAAAUCUACAGGAAAAGGGCGGCGACGUCGUGGAAGUGACCAAGUUCCAGGUCUCCCACGGUUAAAUGACCACAAAUGCUACAUCUGCAAAAGCAGCUCGUUGGGGUCGGCUAAAGAUUUGCUGGAUCAUCUAUCAACUCAUAACGACUUACUUCCAUAUGUUUGCAAGAUGUGUGUGCAAGAAACAAUAGAAAUCAAACAGAUUCGUUCGCUAAAUUUGCACCUGAAAAUGCACGAGCAGCCGAUCCAGUGUGAAUACUGCGACCGGAAAUACGGGAACGCUAGAGCCCGUGAUUACCACAUACAAGCUUUCCAUCUGGGUGCAAACGCACCGUGCCCAUCAACGUGCGAAAUUUGCGGCAAAGUCUGUCCAUCGGUACUUUCCCUGCAAACACACACACGAAAGCAUACCAUUUCGUUUAAGUGUGAAUAUUGCGCUAGGGGAUUCUCCGAGCGAUCGAAGCUAAAGCGCCACAUUGGUCGAGUCCACGAAAAAUCUGCUGGGUACACUUGCUCCAUUUGUCAGAAACGGCUCAACACAAUCGACGCGUACGAAUUGCAUGUGCGAACGAUCCACGAGGACCGCCGCGACUAUCCGUGUGAAAUCUGCGGCCGACGGUUUACUACCGCUGCCUUUCUAAGAAUGCAUCAGAAAAGCUACGAGGAUGGUACUUGUAAGCCAAAGAAAACCUGGAUGGCGUAUUACUCAACAAGGAUUAACGAAGAGGGAAUUAAACUAUUCAACUGUAAGCUAUGCCAGAAGGAAAACAUGCGAUCAAUCGGGGAACAUAUGCGCACCCAUUUUCCAGACGAGUACGAGUGUCCGAUUUGUAAGCUGAAAUUUCCCCGCAAGUCUUCUUUUGAUAGACACCGGCGCACGCAUAAGGAAAUCGUCCAUGGUUGCUUCAGCUGCGAUAAAUGUUUUCUCAGCCCGAAUAAGCUAGCUAAACACUUGGCUAAAUUUCACGGUAUUGGGCAAAUUGUUGAUGUGGCUAAUCUACCAACAGUCUUCGAUGAAGAAGUUGCCUUCGAUGUCGUUAGUUGAAUAAGCAUUUUAACUUUAAAAGUUGAAAUUUGAUUUAAGAAAUAAUCUGAAGGUGUGCUACAAUCGUA
Topomyia yanbarensis is the source of this 1754-nucleotide messenger RNA. RefSeq names its product PR domain zinc finger protein 5-like. The transcript has 3 exons. Lineage: Eukaryota; Metazoa; Arthropoda; Insecta; Diptera; Culicidae. The coding region runs from base 88 to 1686 and encodes 532 amino acids. Gene Ontology annotation, cellular component: nucleus. The record is from RefSeq and is a predicted model, not a curated record. Gene Ontology annotation, biological process: regulation of transcription by RNA polymerase II. Gene Ontology annotation, molecular function: RNA polymerase II cis-regulatory region sequence-specific DNA binding; zinc ion binding; DNA-binding transcription factor activity.